AUGGACUCGCUAGUCUUCUCCCCAUCCGCUGCUGCUUCGUGCGUGCAGUUCCGGCCUGAACAGCUCCAGCUCGGCGCAGGCAACCCUCUCGGCUCCGGCGCCAUUAGCCAAGUUCUGCAGUGCCGUCUGCGUUGCACCGCUGCCCCGUCGCUGCCGGUCGUGGUGAAGAUCGUCUCCAAAAUUCAGGUGCUGCAGCAGGGUAAGGUGCAGAGUGUCAUGAACGAAAAGGCAGCUCUGCAGCGCCUCGCGCCGUUCCCAUACGUGGUGCGUCUCUACGGCACCGCCCAGUGCGAGGACGAGCUUUACUUUGUUCUAGAGUGGCUGCCCCAUGGCGACCUGCUACAGCACAUCCGAUACGCGGCACAGGAGCGUGUGCGGCAGUACAACGAAAGGAAGGCAGGAACUCUAUCAGCUUCUAGCGUGCCCAGUCCCGCUGCAGUAGCCGGUGGCGCCAGUGGAGCCGUGUUGGCUGGUGCCUCGGAGGCGGAAGCGUCAGCGCCGACAGGUUCCUUCAAACGGACCACCUCAAUUCCGCCAAGCAGCACGGCGCUCCGCUGCCUUGAUUUUAACGACAUCCAACUUAUCGCGGCUCAGCUGGUGCUCGCCCUUGCGCACACCGCCGACAGGGGUGUCGUGCUGCGCGACUUGAAGCCGGAGAACGUUGCGUUUGAUGAGAAGUACCGCGCUUGCUUGCUGGACUUCGACACGGCAGACCUCGAGGGGUCCAUACAUAACCCAGAGACGAACAGCGGCGUAGCAUGUCCUCCACCGGCGGAUGCAGCUGCAAGUGAUGGGGUCGAGGAAAACGAUGGCGGUCAUGGCAAUGCAGCAGCCGAGAGUGGUGGUGCUUCGGCGUCUGCGCCACGGCGCCGGCUCACCGUGUCUGAAAUCCAAAGGAUGCGAAGGAAAACGGCGAGCUUUUGUGGCACGGCGCAUUAUGUCUCACCGGAGAUGGUAGGGGAGUGCAAGUGGAGCUUCAGCAGCGACCUGUGGGCCCUCGGUGCACUUGUGUACGAGCUGGUCUACGGCAAGCACCUCUUUUCUGGCAUGACACAGUUUGAAGUCCUCCAGAAGAUAGUCGACAGCGGAUACAUGGAGAGAGGGAACCUGUUUCCCCGGGUGAACUUUGGCGUCGACGCCGAUGCGGGAGCCGAGCAGAGCUGCAGCUGCCGCCGCUUCGAUUCUGUGAAGGAUUUCAUCCAGCAGCUGCUCUCGACGGACCCGCAGAAACGACUUGGCGUGCACCCCAUCACGCACUGCUUCGAUGCUGCGGCGCUGCGCAGCCACGCACUGUUCGAUGGAUUUCAGUGGGAGCCGGUCGAGGAGCAGCAGCGCACCUUCCGCAUGCGCCGAUUCGACUCGGGAAGCUCGAAGGUGGCGAGCGCUAGGCCUGGUGACACGAGCUCUGAUGCGCCAGAGACUUCAGGUGAUGCCACGGAUACGGCCUUGCCUGCCGCGUUGAAGUCGCUCGCCGCCGCGUGCGUUGAUCCGUCUGCAUCGCUCGCCCCGUAUUACCACCUCCUCCCUUUUAACAACCCUGUGUACGCGGAGUAUGUGUAUCGCACGACGGCGGAUGUGAACCCAUUCGAGCAGCUCUUCACUGAAGAGGGCACCAGGACUGCCCCCGCGGCAGCGGCAACAUCAAACGCCGCAGCAGGCUCAGUGAGUGGCAGCGCACCUGGUGCGCUGCCGACCCCUGCGGUGGAUACCACAUUCAACGCCGCCUCGGCAGUGGACGAGGACGAGGUGGCCGACGUGAUUGAUGAUGUGGGCAUGCACUACACUGGCCGCCCCGCAGAUAAAGACUUCCAGAAGUAG
Leishmania braziliensis MHOM/BR/75/M2904 is the source of this 1818-nucleotide messenger RNA. RefSeq names its product putative protein kinase. Bases 1 to 1818 code for a protein of 605 amino acids. NCBI's taxonomy places the organism in Eukaryota, Euglenozoa, Kinetoplastea, Trypanosomatida, Trypanosomatidae. Gene Ontology annotation, biological process: intracellular signal transduction; peptidyl-serine phosphorylation. Gene Ontology annotation, molecular function: ATP binding; protein serine/threonine kinase activity. The transcript has a single exon. The record is from RefSeq and is a predicted model, not a curated record.